Blastomyces dermatitidis ER-3 is the source of this 4851-nucleotide messenger RNA. RefSeq lists its product as uncharacterized. The coding region runs from base 3619 to 4155 and encodes 178 amino acids. The transcript is spliced from 4 exons. NCBI's taxonomy places the organism in Eukaryota, Fungi, Ascomycota, Eurotiomycetes, Onygenales, Ajellomycetaceae. The record is from RefSeq and is a predicted model, not a curated record.
UUUUGUUCCUGGGCGGUCAAAAAAAGUCACACGACACGCGACACGCCCUUACGCCUCUGAACUCUCCGUGUAACUCAAUCACAGCAAAGUGUAUUAUUAUCUACCCAUCGCAUAGCCUGUAGGCCGUCCGUACAGGGUACUACUGGCGCUGCGCAGCCUUUUCUUCGACAAAAGCCGAGAUAAAUGCAACGAUUCACCAUCAGGCUCUGGCCAUGCUGAGGGGCCAAGUCGACCAACCAUGGGGAUGUUAUUAAACCGACCCUUCUUUAUUAUUAUUAUUAUUGUUGUUGUUGUUGUUGUACUCCGUAGAGUGGAUCGCACGAAGGUACCCCGUAUUGAGCCUUGACGGAUGUGUUCCUGAAAUCUCACAAGAAAGUCGAUGGAAAAUAAGCCCAUCAGCAAACCCACUUCCUAAAAGAAGAAGUGGCUGGAGCCACUCGGCACGGAGCAGGGGUCUUUGACUAACUACCUAAGUUACUGGGAGGACAGGAUGUUCGAAAGUCCAACCAAAGUCGAGCGGACAUUCUUGCCUUGUGAUGUUGUAAGGCUUGCACAGUACAUGUACCAGCGGAUGUCUGUCAGCUCCAGAUAUGUUGGACAUUGCUGCAAGAAUAAUAAUAAUAAUUAUUUUUAUUCAAAUCUCACAGACGAAUGUGAGUGAGCCCUGGGUUUGGAGGUUCUAGGCGGAGGCGGCAAGCUAAGCUGGAGAUGGUUUGGUGUCGCGGAUGGCUCUAAGAAAGGAUCCGUGGCGUGGAUCCGUCCUGUCGCUUUCUCGCAUACUCGCAUAUGCAUGAACGGGUCGAUGCAGCUGAAACGGGGCAGGCCAUCCACAAAAGAGCUCGGAUUUUGCUGGUUCUUCAAGUCUUGGGCCAAUUCAGAAGAGGCUAAAAAUCUGUACCACGUCGGGAAGCAAGGGCGGCGGUUGGGAUGCGCUGGUGGUGGGGUCACUAGAGGCGCCAGGAAUCUUGGACUUGGGGAACUUGGGGGGGGUUGGGCGCGAGGUUUUAGAACUUAGCAGAAGCUCGGAUAACUAGGCCUACCCUAACUACCCUACCAACAAAAGUUUUAAAAAAAAUCACGCAGCUCUUGCAAUCCCAGUCGUUGUCAGUCAGGCAACUGUAGGCUGGGGAUGGUAUACCAGUCCAGCCCAAAGGAGUUAACAAAUAUCCAAAAUUGGCGCCGGCGGUUUAUUCCCUAGCCAGUGUCAAUGUGCUCAAGGCCAGGAUCGCUUUGACCAUUUUUUUUUUUCAAAUCCAAGCAGGCAAGUUGAUCGCCAACAUUAAAGAACAAGAAAUAAUAAGGAAUAAAAAUCUCGAGUGAUUAAUUUGCUCCGUUGGGGUUACGAUGAAUAGUUGACGAGGCUGCGGAAGAUAUUCUGCGAACUAUCCCACCGUGGACAGCUAUUGUCACUGCUGUAAGAUAUUGAGUCUGUGACCGCAAUCAAUAUCUGACAGGCCCACCGUACAACUAGAGUUUUGAACAGUUGAAGAAAGGGGGAAGAAUUCAGCUUCUUCUCAUCAGAUGAUGGACAUGCUUGAAAACCCAAAGCCACAAAAUGCCCCUGCAAGUCGCACGAAACAAAAUUUGCCAAAUUUAGAUGGGAAAAUCACGGCACUUCCUUGGGGGGUUGAUACAAAAAAAAAAAAAAAAAAAGCCAGUUGGUGGAGUCUGGCAGCCGAGGGUAUCUGAUCGCUGUGGUCAAUAAUCCAGGCUAAGGAGAUCCCUGGCAGCGUUCCCUACCAACGUACCAAGUGACGACGCAUGGAUGGUGUGCGGCUUUCAAGGAUAGUCUGAUGGUCAGCGUGUCACAUACGUGGUCGCUGCCACCGCCAGUCAAUCAAGACCAGGUGCUGCGAUUGACAAGCCCAGCUUCCGGACUAUCCCAAUUCAGUAGCCUGUUCGCUGGCGAUCAACGAAGCCAAAAAUUAUCCAUCGCCCUCUGCUCCUUUGUUCUUGACCUGUUGCUCCCAUGAUUGGAGGCAGCGUUAUCUUCGCUUUCAAAGCCUACCCUCUGAUCCGGCCCGCCUAACCCAUGAACCGCUGAUUUCCCUCACUCACUUCACCCUUUGUUGCUGUGAUUCGUUGUCGGCUUGCGAUUCUCCCACCAGCCGCCAAAUGGUGCGGCUCCAGGCUGUCUAGACCCUCUUUAGUGUGCUGUUGUGGUUAUUCCCCCUUGCCCAAUGAAUGAUUAUUGACUUGUCUGUUCCUUUUCGACUGUGUGAGUUGGAUAUCAAAAAUGACAACCAUUGGGACUUGUCUUCAUGGGAAUGAAUUUCGCACCUUUUUUCUCUUCUUUCAGAGCCCUUAGAUCUUCUACUUUCAUCGAUUUCCUCUCUCUGCUGGUGCCAAUAUUACAUUGUGCGAACAUUCCAGCCGAGCCAAACGCCCAAUCCAGCAACUGCAAAUCAUUGUUCAUAAUACGAUCGGACUGGACGUUUGAACCCUGAUCCCUGUCUCAGAGGAAGCUCUUGUUCAUUGACUUCACGGCCUGCUUUUCUCGCUGAUUUCAUGGACUCCGGGAUUUGCUCUUGCAAUCAGGAUGAAGGUCAGCGUCAAUUUUCCCCGCUAAAGUCCGCCGCCUAUCUGGUGAAUACUGCUGUCAACGAGACACAACAACAACAAGCCCUGCCUGCGUGUUCGCAGAGUGGAGUCUUUUGUCCCUUGCGUAAGGGAGCCCCGGGAAGCCACCGGGUCCGUCCCUGCAAAUCUCACAAUUCAGUAUUUCGAACCGUGAAGGGUCAGCGUUCCGUUCGAAUGAUAUUUCCCGUUCAAUGCUACGACAAGGGUUUUCCUUCCUUCUUCCAAGACGGGAAUCAAUCAGACAGUGGGAUGAACCGUUUUAACCAAUUCAUGUCGAGUUUACAGGCUGUAGAUGUGCGAAUGUAUCGUCCAUGGCUGUAACGAAUACAGGCAAACAGACACUAGUAAAUUAACGGUGUAUUUCUCGCAAACUGUACUCCGUAUACCCGCGUACUUUUUCGUUAUUUUGGUACCGCGUAUUUUGUAUAGCUCCACUCUCAUACAAGUAUAUAAUGAAGUCCACAGCAUCCCCAUACAGAUUACUCCAUACAUCCAGUAGAGAUUAUAUCGGGGUUGUUGGCACUGGGUAUAACAGGGUGGUGUCUCUCGUUGAUAUGCGGCGAGAGCGGCCGCUGUCUCUUGUCGAUAGGAUCAUCAAUAACCUCCUCCUCUUUGGACCUCGACCAUGAAUCGAUGAGAUACGCUGGGCGCUGAUGAUUGCUGACAGGUCAAGAGAAAAAUAAGACCUAUUGAAUGCGGAGCCCUGGAAACGCCAGGAUACAAGAGCCUUCAUAUGGAGGGGUAAUCAGCGGGGGUUGAAAUGAUGACAGCAGCGAGCUUCCGAUCUUUUAUUAUUAUUAUUUCCUGAACUAUUGACAGGGACCGUCAUCGCCAAUCCAUCGCUGCAAUGCCAUACCAGACAAAGCAACAUCCCGACCCUCGAUUGCAUUAUUUUCCAUAAUCAUAAGUUCCCCCCCCGCCGUGUCAGCUCCGUUAGUCCCGUAGCUUAAUUGACAUUACUUUCCAGAAUUGGAUAUUAACUUGAAUGCUACCGAGGCUAGGCAUACAAGGCGCGUGCAAAACAUACCGAAACCGACUAUGGUCUUGACCACAUGGAGACGGCUAAUAUGUGCAGUUGAUCACUCGUAUCCCGAGAUAGAUAUUUCCUUCCCACAUGCAAAAACUCCUCCAGAUUCCUCCGGCUUCCAGCUGAAAUCAAAGCUUGAGAGUUCCCCGAAGUGGCAAAUUGGACAGGAUGUACAUUGUACAUACAUACAUACGGCAGAAUCAAAUUCGAGCGUACUAGAAGAACCCACAAAUAUCUGCGUUAUGCAUGCGCAAAAUGCGGCCAUCACUUUGAAGCCUGAAGAACCCCCACCACGCAUCCUGCCCACAUACCCGAAGAGCGUUUCAGUCCAAAGCCACCGCCAAAACUAUGCAAUCUUCCUUCCCCCCUUGCCUUGCAGUAACGAGGUUCUUAGCCCGCUUCCCCGACGUUGUCACCAGCAGGGAACGAAAUGGAGCCGCCACCCUUAUGCACUGUACCGAACAACCGACAAUAAAAAACGUAAGAACGGGGAUUUAUCUUACAUAACCAAGCUAGAUAACUUAGAUGAGGCUAGCAUGGUUGGUUAACUACCGUAUAUUAGCAGUAUUUGAUUGUAUGUCUGUUGCGCGGGGUAUAUAACGACGUCCAUCUGCUUUUUCCCGCUCGCCACAUGAACGAGGCGGGGAUGCAGCAAUAUCCCCUCAUAAAAAAACGUGGAUGACUGCUUGCCGUAUCUAUCACAACCUAUAGUUGUGAAGUAGAAUGUCCAUUGCCCUCCUCUACGUUGCAUUAGCACUACCUACCGACCUCAUGGUCUACCCCGCUGAUAUCGUCUUCGCCCUGUAUCGGAAACAUGCAGGGGAAUACUAAUGGACUUAUCCUUGUUUCCUCUCAUCGUGAUGUAUAUAUACCACGAGUAUACUUAUAUAAUUGUUUAUUAGUUAAUGAAAGAACUAUUAAGAGAGUAAAAGAGAGAAACUCUCUAAGAUGCUGUUUUUAGAUUGUUCUCAUUUAAUUUAACCUAACUCAGGUUUCAUAACUUGACAGGUAUUAAUUAUGAUACUUCUUUACCUAGAUGAGCUUCUGAGAAACACACUUUUAUCUCACUGAAGAAAGUUCAUUUAUCUCUUCUUCAGUUAUCACAUGUUGAAUGAUACAGUACAUUAAAAAAUUCAAGAAAAAAGCAAUACAUUUUUUAUCUCUGCCAUGGCUGAAUACAUGCUCUACAAAGCAAGAAAUGAGAAGUAUCUUCAGAACAGAACAAUGAAACACUAGCAAUAUGA